AUGUCAUUCUUUAAUCCUUUCGUCGGUUCCUCCCGUCGUACGGGAGAUGCUUGGUUCUUUGCUGGCCUCACGACUUCCUUCCCAAAUAUUACCGCUUCUGGAUAUUCUGUUCUCUCCGAUCGUUUACCAUGCAAAGGUACCUUCGCACCGGGCUGCAAAGUUUUUUACGUGCCCCCUACCAAUAGUAUUGAAGCCGUGGAGGUCAAUCUUGACGAUGCUGUAGCAGCUGGACUUAAGGAGCAGGUUAUAGUGUUUCAAUACCAAGGCAAGUUUCACGCUGUCGACCAUAGUUGUCCACAUUCCUCGUUUCCCCUUUCACGAGGCACGCCGUUUGAUAUCGAGGAUUUUGGCAUCCGAUUGAGUGUGGGAUUACAAUGUCCAAAACAUGACUGGUCUUUCGAUUUGGUUCACGGGAAAGGGGACCGAGGUAGCUAUAGACUGAAAGUCUGGGAAGUUCAAUUACGGCCCAUUUCUGGUGCGGAGAUUGAAGAGAGCCCCCCAGCAUUCCUUCUUGCCGGCGAUUCAACGACUGCCGUUCAAAAUGCCGGGUUAACAGGUGGUGGCUGGGGCAAUGGCUUCAUAUCUACUCUUCGCAAUGGAGCUGGAGGUAUCAAUUAUGGACAUAAUGGCGCGACAACUGUGAGCUUUGUGAGUGGUGGUGAUUGGGCAAAGGUGCUAGCAUCUCUAGCCAAAUAUAAGUUACACUAUACGACUUUCGUCACAAUUCAAUUCGGACACAAUGAUCAAAAACCAGCCGCAAAUAUAUCAGUUGAACAAUAUAUGACAGAUUUGGAGAAUAUGGCAAAAGAUGUAGUGACGGCUGGCGGAACUCCUAUUCUCAUCACUCCUCUUACACGUCGAGGCUUCAAUAGUUCAGGUCUUACCAAGGAAGAUCUCGCUGUCCAAGCAAAUGCUACCAUCGCCGUUGCCAAAACCAUCAAUUCUCUUUACAUAGACUUGAACCGCGCAUCGACCGAUUAUGUGGAUGAUAUCGGAGCGACCAACGCUGCGACGUAUAACUUGAUACCGACGGAUUUCACACAUUUGAAUGCGGCAGGGAGUGUCUUAUUUGGAAACAUAGUCAGCGGAUUGAUCGAUGAAGCAGUGGGUAGUACUUUGGGCUUCGAUAUAAAAACUUAUACCGCACCAGAUGUGACGAUUGCCAACGAUGUUGCCAGUGGGACUUAUAUCUUGCCGAGUGGAUUUGGAACUUUACCAAAUAAUACCCUCCCAGCAUGA
Molecule: messenger RNA, 1239 nt
Organism: Sclerotinia borealis F-4128
Lineage: Eukaryota; Fungi; Ascomycota; Leotiomycetes; Helotiales; Sclerotiniaceae
Source: the annotation of a GenBank genome assembly